GACAUGCUCAUAGUUUCUUGUUUACCUCAUUGCUGCAUUUGUUAUCUUAUAACAUGACUAUCCCGUUGAAGUUGGGCUUCAUAGGAUCUGGAAAGAUGGCCGAAGCUAUUAUACGCGGUAUUUUAAGUAAAAAGUUGCUUGAGCCGUCUUCUAUCUAUUGCGUAGACACCAAUACGAAAAGAUUAAAAAUUAUGGAGGACUUAAAAGUUAAUACACAUAAAAGGCCCACUGAUUUAAAAGAGCCGGGUGUAGUCAUUUUGGCUAUUAAACCCGAUAUCGUCCUAGAAGUUCUUAAGCAGACCUCAGAAACUUUACAGGGUAAACUUCUUGUCUCUAUUUGUGCAGGAAUAUCCCUUUCUGCGUUAGAAAAGAGUGCUUGUACGACCGCGAGAUUUAUUAGGGUAAUGCCGAAUACUCCCUGCCUUGUAGGUGAAUCUGCCAGUUGUUACUCGCCGGGGGAAAAUACCACCGGAGAUGAUUGUGAGGUCGUAGAAAAAAUAUUUGGGGCCGUUGGAAUAAUACUAAAGGUCCCCGAAAGCAAAAUGGAUGGGGUGACCGGCCUCAGUGGCUCUGGCCCUGCUUAUGUUUAUAUGUUUAUCGAGGCCUUAGCCGAUGCUGGAGUUCGCGAGGGACUUCCUAGGGAACUCGCACUGAAAUUGGCAGCGCAGACUGUCUAUGGCGCCUCCAAGAUGGUCCUCUGCGGGGACACUCACCCUGCAGCCCUCAGAAAUGACGUGGAGAGCCCCGGAGGAACGACGAUAGAGGCCACAACCACCCUGGAAAAAUGCGGCUUCCGCUCAGCUGUGAUUAGCGCCGUGCGGGCCGCCACGCAAAGAGUCAAGUCUUUAACAAAAUAAUAAAGCCAUCACAAUGUAAAAAAGUUUUUUCUAAUUUAAUUUUUUUUUAU
Messenger RNA from Zophobas morio, 907 nucleotides. RefSeq lists its product as uncharacterized. The record is from RefSeq and is a predicted model, not a curated record. The coding region runs from base 54 to 857 and encodes 267 amino acids. Lineage: Eukaryota; Metazoa; Arthropoda; Insecta; Coleoptera; Tenebrionidae. Gene Ontology annotation, biological process: L-proline biosynthetic process. The transcript is spliced from 8 exons. Gene Ontology annotation, molecular function: pyrroline-5-carboxylate reductase activity.